Messenger RNA from Lampris incognitus (smalleye Pacific opah), 1701 nucleotides. RefSeq names its product 1-phosphatidylinositol 4,5-bisphosphate phosphodiesterase zeta-1-like. The transcript has 11 exons. Gene Ontology annotation, biological process: intracellular signal transduction; positive regulation of cytosolic calcium ion concentration involved in egg activation; lipid metabolic process. The record is from RefSeq and is a predicted model, not a curated record. Gene Ontology annotation, molecular function: phosphatidylinositol-4,5-bisphosphate phospholipase C activity. Bases 1 to 1701 code for a protein of 566 amino acids. Gene Ontology annotation, cellular component: nucleus. NCBI's taxonomy places the organism in Eukaryota, Metazoa, Chordata, Actinopteri, Lampriformes, Lampridae.
AUGCUGAGGAGGAGCAAGCCGCCCUCUACCAGGAGGACCGAGAUCCAGCACAUCUACCAAUGCUACACCUCCGACGAGAUGACCAUGCCUGCCUGCGCCCUCCUCAGAUUCCUCCACAAGGAGCAGAUGGAGCUCACAGCCAACCAGGAGACGGUGGAGGGGUUGAUUGACAGAUACGAGAUCGAGGAGACCGCCAGAGCGAGCAGGACCAUGACGUUUGAGGGAUUCCUCAGAUACAUGGAGUCCAUGGACUGCUGUGUUUUCGACCAGUCCCACACCACCGUGUAUCAGGACAUGGACCUGCCUCUCCACAACUACUUUAUCUCCUCCUCACACAACACCUACCUGACUGGUGACCAGCUGGUCGGCAAGAGCCACCUGGAUGCCUACGUAUGUGCUCUGAGGAAAGGUUGCCGCUGUCUGGAGAUUGACUGCUGGGAUGGUGCGGAUGUGGAGCCCGUGGUCUACCACGGCCACACCCUGACCACCAAGAUCCUCUUCAAGGAUGUCAUCACCACCGUGGAGCAGCAUGCCUUCCAGGUGUCUCCCUACCCAGUGGUCUUGUCAUUGGAGAACCACUGCUCCCAGGGACAGCAAGUGGUCAUGGCCCAGUACCUCGUCUCCAUCCUGGGGGAUAAACUGCUGAGAACCCCCCUGGAUGUCCCUACCUCUGGAAAGCUACCCAGCCCCAAUGACCUGAAGUAUAAGAUCCUCAUCAAGAACAAAAAGCUGAAGCCUCGGAGUGAGACGGAGGACAUAGUAGCAGGGAGAGAGGGAGAGGGGGUGGUGAGUGAGGAGGAAGAGGAGGAUGAGGAAGAGGAGGGAGAGGAUGAGGAAGUGGAUCAGGAGCGGCUUCAGAGCAGAUUAAAGUUCUGGUCACCCAGAAAGAAGGAACAGAAGAAGGCGGUGGUGGCUGAAGCCUUGUCUGACCUGGUCGUUUACACCGGCUCUGUGAAGUUCACCAGCUUCAGACACUCCGAGGACAACCAGAACUUCUGCGAAAACACCUCCAUUGGCGAGAACAAGGCACGCAAGCUGGCCAGAACCUCAGGCCCAGAGUUUGUUGAGCACAACCAGAAGUUUCUCACCAGGAUUUACCCAGCAGGCUCCAGGACCUCCUCCUCCAACUACAACCCCCAGGAGUUCUGGAACGUCGGCUCCCAGCUGGUGGCGCUCAACUUCCAGUCUCUGGGCUUACCCAUGGACCUUAACAACGGGCGUUUCCAGGACAAUGGUCGCUGUGGAUACGUCCUGAAGCCGGAGAUGUUGAGAUCCAGUCAGAGCAGCUUUGAUCCCAGCUGCUGUGAGCCGAGCCCCGGGCCGGCGCAGCUGCUGCUCAAGGUGAUCAGUGGAUCCACCCUGCCCGUCCCGAGGAGUGGCAAGGCCCUGGACCCGUUCGUCAGAGUGGAGAUCCAUGGGGUUGCGUCAGACACCCGCAGAAGAAGCACAGCCACUGUGAAAAAUAACUCUCUGAGUCCUCACUGGGAUGCUGCUAUGAACUUCACCAUAAGAGUCCCUGAGCUCUGCCUCAUCCGCUUCACUGUUCGAGACCAGACGGGCCUCCUCAGCAGCGAGUUUGUGGGUCAGUACACCCUGCCCUUCAGCAGCAUGAAGAGAGGCUACCGCUGGAUUCCCCUUCUGUCUCGUGAGGGAUGCAGCCUGGAUCCAGCCUCCCUCUUCAUCUUUGUGUGGUACUCCUAA